AUGUCGGAUAUUUUGAGGUUAUACAAUUUGGAGUCCAUUAGAAUCAGGAAUUUACUUAAUUCAUUUUCUGGGAGGAUUUCUUUGACAAGUGAUUUAUGGACAUCUAUCACUAAUGAUGGAUACAUUGCUUUGACUGCCCAUUACAUUGAUAAGGAUUGGGUGUUGCAUAAGAAGUUGUUGAAGUUUUGCAUCAUGCCACCUCCACACACUGGCAUCCAUAUUUGUGAAAUGGUUUCAAAAAUCUUGUCUGACUGGGGUAUUGAUCGAAAAUUGUUUUCAAUUACUUUAGAUAAUGCCACAGCUAAUUUAUGUUUUGUUGACCUGCUAAAGAAAAAUUUGAAUUUGAAGAAUGCUCUUUUAUGUAGAGGAUUACACUUUCAUAAUAGGUGUUGUGCACAUAUUCUCAAUCUUAUUGUACAAGAUGGACUGAAACACAUAGAUGACUCUACGGUGUUGGUGCGAUCUAGUAUAGCCUAUGUGAAAGGAUCACAUGCAAGAAAAGUAAAAUUCUUAGAAAUUUGUAAGCAAUUGAGAUUACAAAGUAGUAAGGGCUUACGUGUUGAUGUCUCCACAAGGUGGAACUCAACAUAUCUCAUGCUUGAUUCUGCAUUAUUUUAUUGUAAAGCAUUUGAGAACCUUGGACUAGUGGAUGACAACUUUAAAACUUGUCCUAGUUCUGAACAAUGGUUGAAGAUUGAGAGAUUAACGAGUUAUUUGUAUCUCUUCUAUGCAAUUACUGUUUUCCUUUCUGGUUCCAAGUAUCCCACAGCAAAUUUAUAUUUUGAAAAUGUUUGGGAGAUUCACAAAAGUUUAUUAGAAGAGCUUUGCAAUCUGGACUUAAAUGCAUCUACAAUGUGCCACAAUGUGAGGAAUUCUUUAUAUCAAUUGUUUGAUGAGUACAAGAGUAUGCAACCAAGUGACUAUGAUGUUCCUACACUUACCCAUCGUCCUGGGAGAUCUAGAACAAGAUUUGAAUUUAUGGUAUCCGAGCUUGCUAAGAUGGAUAAUGGAAAUAAAUCUCAAUCGGAUAUAUAUCUAGAUGAACCCAAGGUCCCAUUCAAUGAUAAUGAAUAUGAUGAGUAUGAUGUGUUGGCAUUCUGGAAAGCAAAUGGGUCAAGGUAUCCUGAUGUGGCUCUAAUGGCUCGUGAUGUCUUGGCUAUACCAGUUUCCACAGUUGCUUCAGAGUCGGCUUUUAGCGCAGGGGGCCGUGUUAUUGAUAACUAUCAGAGCAAACUCCUACCUACCAAUGCUGAAGCAUUAAUAUGCCUUCAGGAUUGGAUGUUUGAUAUAGACUUUAGAGCUGAGCCUUUUGAUGAUCCCACUGAUGUGGAUAAUGCACUUGGAAAUAUACUGGAACUAUUGCACAUUGAAAAGGAGAGAGGUGCAGUAGCUAGUUCUUCAGCUGGUCCUACUCCUAGAGAAGGAUAA
Messenger RNA from Macadamia integrifolia, 1428 nucleotides. RefSeq names its product zinc finger BED domain-containing protein RICESLEEPER 4-like. Gene Ontology annotation, molecular function: DNA binding; protein dimerization activity. NCBI's taxonomy places the organism in Eukaryota, Viridiplantae, Streptophyta, Magnoliopsida, Proteales, Proteaceae. Bases 1 to 1428 code for a protein of 475 amino acids. The record is from RefSeq and is a predicted model, not a curated record. The transcript is spliced from 4 exons.